CGGUGAGGGUUGUGGAGCGGCCUCAGCCCCAACGGUCGAGCCUGCCAGGCGGUUCGCAGGCGUGGCCCCAGAUGGGGAGCUACUUUGCAGGACUCGCAGAAACGCUAGGUGUCCCCCCAAGCUUGCUUUUCUGCAAAAUGUUGAGAUUUCUGGAGCGGCCUCUAGUGGUGACUGCUGACAUCAACUUGAAUUUGGUGGCCCUGACUGGCCUGGGACUGCUGACCCGACUGUGGCAACUCUCCUACCCACGGGCUGUGGUCUUUGAUGAAGUGUAUUAUGGGCAGUACAUUUCCUUCUACAUGAAGCGCAUUUUCUUUCUGGAUGACAGUGGACCACCUUUCGGUCACAUGCUAUUGGCCUUAGGAGGUUAUUUAGGAGGAUUCGACGGUAACUUUUUGUGGAACCAGAUUGGAGCAGAAUACAGCAGUAACGUGCCGGUGUGGUCCUUGCGCCUGCUGCCAGCCCUUGCUGGGGCCCUGUCAGUACCCAUGGCCUACCAGAUAGUGUUGGAGCUCCACUUUUCCCACUGUACCGCCAUGGGAGCUGCCCUGUUGAUGCUUAUUGAAAAUGCGCUGCUCACUCAGUCCAGGCUCAUGCUGUUGGAGUCCUUACUGAUAUUCUUUAACCUCUUGGCUGUGCUGUCCUAUCUGAAGUUCUUCAAUUCCCAGACACACAGCCCCCAGAGGAUCAGGUCCAGCCUGGAUGGUUCUUGUAGCCCCCAGGAGGAAGCGGGAGGGCUAGCCCGCAUCACCCAGGGCCAGCCCCUGGAGGUGGCCUUUGGUUCCCAGGUCACUCUGAAGAGCGUCUUCGGCAAACCCUUGCCCUGCUGGCUUCAUUCCCACAAGGACACCUACCCCAUGAUAUAUGAGAAUGGCCGUGGCAGCUCCCACCAGCAACAGGUGACCUGUUACCCCUUCAAAGACAUCAAUAACUGGUGGAUUGUAAAGGACCCUGGGAGACACCAGCUGGUGGUAAACAACCCUCCCAGGCCUGUUCGCCAUGGAGACAUUAUACAGCUCGUUCACGGCAUGACCACCCGCCUCCUUAACACGCACGAUGUGGCAGCCGCUCUGAGUCCCCAUUCUCAAGAAGUCUCCUGUUACAUUGACUACAACAUCUCCAUGCCUGCCCAGAGCCUCUGGAAGCUGGACAUUGUGAACAGAGAGUCCAGCCGGGAUACCUGGAAGACUAUCCUGUCGGAAGUGCGCUUCGUGCAUGUGAACACGUCUGCCGUCUUGAAGCUCAGCGGGGCUCACCUCCCUGACUGGGGGUUUCGGCAGUUGGAAGUGGUUGGGGAGAAGUCACGGGGCCACCACGAGAGCAUGGUGUGGAAUGUGGAGGAGCACCGGUAUGGCCAAAGCCAAGAACAGGAGGAGAGGGAACUGGAGCUGCACUCACCCAGCCAGGUUGAUAUCAGCAGGAACCUCAGCUUCAUGGCCAGAUUCUCCGAACUGCAGUGGAAGAUGCUGACGUUGAAGAAUGAGAAUUCAGAACACAAGUACAGCUCCACCCCGCUGGAGUGGGUCACCCUGGACACCAACAUCGCCUACUGGCUACAUCCCAGGACCAGUGCUCAGAUCCACUUGCUUGGAAACAUCGUGAUCUGGGCUUCAGCCAGCCUUGCCACAGUGGCCUACAUCCUACUCUUCCUCUGGUACCUGCUCCGCCGGCGAAGGAGUAUCUGGGACCUCCCUAAGGAUGCCUGGUCCCAUUGGGUACUAGCUGGAGCCCUGUGUACAGGUGGCUGGGCGUUCAACUACCUGCCCUUCUUCCUGAUGGAGAGGAUGCUCUUCCUCUACCACUACCUGCCGGCACUCACCUUCCAGAUCCUUCUGCUUCCGAUUGUCCUGCAGCACAUCAGUGACCACCUGUGCAGGUCCCAGCUGCAGAGGAAUGUCUUCAGUGCCCUGGUUGUGGCCUGGUAUUCCUCUGCAUGCCAUGUGUCCAAUAUGCUACGUCCACUAACCUAUGGAGACACGUCACUCUCACCAGGAGAACUCCGGGCCCUUCGCUGGAAAGACAGCUGGGACAUUCUGAUCCGAAAGUACUAGAGAACGAGAGCACGAAGACAAGCAUGCAGAACAGGAUCUCAAAAAUGUCUUCGUCUUCCACCAGCAGAGGCCUCAGCAGGCAGGACUGGCUGGGUCCAGGAAGGACUCCAGGGAUUAACUGAAGAGCCCUGUUCACUGGUUUCUCCUCAGAAGUGAUUUUUUCCCUCUUCACACAGUGAAGAGUAUGCCCUGCCACAGCAUCACCCAUGAGGCCCAACUCUGACCCAGCCAGUAUUUGAGCUGCCAGUGUAAGAACACCAACGCAGGCAGGAGACCCCGGCCAGGGACAGGACUCCUGAUGAGCCUGAGCUUCCCCAGCUGUGGGCUAAGCCCCCCGCCUUUCACAAGGCCUGCAGUCACCCCAAACAACUCACUGUCUGCAGGCACAGCCGACCUUUGUAAAGCCUACGUUGAAAUCUGACAGCGCAUUUAUACCAAGACUCCUCACUGAUCUGUAUUUUAAAAACCCCUUCUGGGAGAUUCCACCAACUGUCUUCACCUGUCUUCCACAGCCAAGAUGUCAUCC
Microtus ochrogaster (prairie vole) is the source of this 2577-nucleotide messenger RNA. It is a transcript of the gene Pomt1, whose product is annotated as protein O-mannosyltransferase 1. The transcript is spliced from 18 exons. NCBI's taxonomy places the organism in Eukaryota, Metazoa, Chordata, Mammalia, Rodentia, Cricetidae. The record is from RefSeq and is a predicted model, not a curated record. Gene Ontology annotation, biological process: protein O-linked glycosylation. Gene Ontology annotation, molecular function: mannosyltransferase activity. Bases 72 to 2051 code for a protein of 659 amino acids. Gene Ontology annotation, cellular component: membrane.